CGCGCUUCGCGGCGCGUUAUUCGGUUUCGUGCCGCAGCUGCGUUCAUACAAGAGAUCGGCCGCGUUCCGGAAACCAUGCUCGAAGUGACCACGCGCCCGGAAAAAUCCGGACUCUAUUGAAAUUGAAAUUUUAAAUAAGCGGCGAGCUGAAAUAGUGAAGCUUUCCGGGUUUGGUGAUUGUACUAGUGUGGGAUUUAGUAAGAAUUUUUCGUCGACCACGUGGACUACCCUGUGCUCGCCACAACGCUGGAACAUUUAAAGCCUAUCGUGGCUUCUAUCAACACCCUUAUUGGAAACUGUGAGAAUAUGGAGGCUACUUAUUGCGUCGGCAGCGAUGUAGAUGUGUGCAGGAUGUUUGAUCAGUAUUUGUACAAGAGAUCCGAAAACGUGGACUUGUCUCUGAGCAUACCCCAGUCCAACUUCCAAUCCAACGGCUACGACAUGGGCGACCAGACGUUUCAUACGCCGAGUUUCGGCGACGAAGACUUCGACAUUCCGGCGAUAAAUCCGCAGCAGCAGCAGCAGCAGCAGCAACAGCAGCAGCAACAGCAGCACACCGACCAGCAGCAGCACUACCAACAGCAGCCAAUGCAAGGCAUGCAACAAAUGAACCAACAAAUGAACCAACAGCAGGACGCAAUGGGCAUGCACGACCCAACGGGUGGCUACCAACAGCCGUUGUAUCUCGCAGGUCCCGAUCACGGGAUGGUCAAUCCGUCCUAUCACAGUCCACAGCCGAAUUACUCGAUGAGUCCUAGCCAACAACAACAGCACAACAAUCAACUGUUGAUGAUACAGCAACAACAACAGCAGCAACAUCAGCAGAUGAUGAUGAAUCAUGGACAACCUCCACCGGGAGCCAUGAAUCAGUACGGGACGUCGCCACAACAUCCCCAAGGAAGGGGCAACAGCCCGCCGGCCCCUGGACAGGAACCCACCACCAGCGAGGACAGCGACGACAGCGCCCCGCACACGGCUAUGAUGACUGCGAUGAAGCGGCCGUCGCCCGAACCCGCGGACCAAACGUUAACGAAAACGCAGAAAAAGCCCAAAGUGCAGAAGAAGAAAAAGAAGCGGGACCCCAACGAGCCCCAAAAACCCGUCUCGGCUUACGCCUUGUUCUUCCGUGAUACGCAAGCGGCCAUCAAGGGACAAAACCCGAACGCGAGUUUCGGGGAAGUCUCGAAAAUCGUUGCUUCCAUGUGGGACGCUUUGGACUCGGAACAUAAAAACGUGUAUAAAAAGAAGACCGAAGCGGCCAAGAAAGAAUACCUGAAAGCGCUCGCCGCCUACCGGGCCAGUUUAGUGUCGAAAGGCGCCGGCGAGGGCGACGGCAUGUACGGCAACUACGGCAGUUACAACGCCGGCGCCCCCCAAUACGGGGGCUACACCCCGCAAGGCGCCAUCCCGUCGCCCCCCAUGUCCUCAGCGGCGACGCCGCCCACCCAGCAGCCCCCCAUCGGCAAGAAGCCGGCCAUGAUGUCGCAACAGCAACAGCAACAACAGCACCAAAACAUGAUGCAGUCGCCAAUGGGCCAAGUGCACAUGCAGCACAUGCAGCAACAGCACAACAGCUACAUGCAACAGGUUCCUCAACAGCAGCACAUGCCCGUGUCGCCGCAGCAGCCGCACAUGCAGCAGCACGUCAGUCCGCCCCCGAUGGUCUCGAGUUCGCCGCCCGUCUCGGCGGCGGCGCCGCCCCCGGCCACCGCCGCCCAGCAGGCCCAAGGACAGAUGAGACCCCCCAACUCGUGUAUACGGCACGGCUGCCCCAACCCGGCCAUCAACAACGCCGAGUGGGAGGACGAGUACUGCAGUAAUGAGUGCGUCGUGAGCCAUUGCCGGGAUGUAUUCACAAACUGGGUAGCGAACAACAAGAACCAAUCACAAAAUUUUUCGACAGUUAAAUAAAUUGUAGACGUAGGGAUUGUUGCAAGUUCGAGUUAAGCAAUACUGAGAGGAACAGAUAGGAUAUUUAAGUUUGUAAUCGGUCCGAGUGCUGUACUGAUAAAAUGAUGUGUAAUAGUGAGAGGCUAGGUUAAGCUUGUAAAUAAAAUGAUAAUCAUUUAGAGAGUGAGAUUGUAUUGUGGGAAGCAAUAGGAGCAAUACGAUUUCAUGAAAUAGGUAUACAAUACAAGACAUUGUAAUCCUAGCAUAUACACGUUGUAUAUUAAUUAUUGAGGAAAAUUUGUUAAUUCAUGCUCUGUAAAUGCAUGUCCCUUUGGAAAUAGUAGUUAGAUAUGUCCAAAGUACAUAAGAAAACUAUAUAAAAGGAAAACUAUUUUAGUUCAUAGUUAGGUCUUUGUUGUUACGGAACGUUCCCCAUCCCCGGCGUGGCUGAACGAGAGAGAGAGUAUAAAUAAUCGUGUUCUCUGUUCCUUGUACUGAAUUCCUUUUAUUUGGAUCUGACCGAUCAUAGUUUGUAGUGUACAAUUAUUUUUAUAUCAUUGACCAAUCAAAGUUACGCUUUUUUGUCGAUGUAUAUAAAUUGCAGUUGUUAUUUUAUUGUUAUUGAUGUAAUAAGCAAGCAAUUCGGUUGCGUCAACAUCCCUAGUAUUAAAUACGUGGUGAAGGAUGUAUAUUUGUGAAUAUUAUGAACGACUUGUUGAGAUUCGAACUGUUUGAAGCAGUGAUAUUGUUAAUGCGUUUUUAUUUCCUUCCCGACUGUUUGAGACAGUUUGAACUGUGAGAACUGUAUUAUAAUACGUUUAGGUAAAUGCAUAUUACGACUUCAAUACUUGGUUCUCAUCGUUCCUUUGGUUGUUUCGCGGAACAAUCGGCGAUCGUUCGUUCGUUCAUCGUUGGGUCGACGGAUAUCAAAAUCACGACUAUUCCAAUCCUUAUCUCUACAUGAGCUUUAAAAUUAUUAAGUACAAUUUAUGUUUCACUAUUACAUUGUAAAUAUCAUAUUUUAUCCUGACAAGCACACCUUAUACUAUGUAAUCAAUUAAUAUUUAAAAUAAAUGAAUAGAUUCUAA
Messenger RNA from Tribolium castaneum (red flour beetle), 2978 nucleotides. RefSeq names its product TOX high mobility group box family member 4. Gene Ontology annotation, biological process: regulation of transcription by RNA polymerase II. The record is from RefSeq and is a predicted model, not a curated record. Gene Ontology annotation, cellular component: nucleus. The coding region runs from base 307 to 1911 and encodes 534 amino acids. The transcript is spliced from 7 exons. Lineage: Eukaryota; Metazoa; Arthropoda; Insecta; Coleoptera; Tenebrionidae. Gene Ontology annotation, molecular function: chromatin DNA binding.